GUCCAUCCUUGAAGAAAUUAGUUUUUUCAGUUCGGCUGCUCUGGUUACAUGUCGAGGAAACCCGUAGGAAAUUUAACUGUAGCGUAGGAAGCGAACCGUCGGUGUAGUGAUAAGUGCAAAUCGGAUUACAAGGAUGAAGUUCCUUUUAAUUACUUGUCUACUGGCUACGAGUUUAUUGUGCGUCUACGGGGCCGAAGAAACCGAGGACAAGCCGGAGAUUACAAAGUUAGAGUUGGUGGAACUUGGCGAGGGAGAAAGCGACGACGAUGCCGAAGACUCGGAUGUUCAAAGAAAGAGAGAUUCCGGGUAUUCGUACAAGAGACCGGACAAUUUCGCGUUAGCUUCGAGAUCUCGUUUCCAAGUUGGACAAUCCGGCCACAGAGGACGUAUCGUUAAUAGACAUCCAGCCCAAAUAAACAGACCUAUCAACAAAUACGGACCACCCGGUUACCAGAAUUCAUCCCCGAUGAGACCAGUUUCUCACGGUCAACAGCAUCGCGAUAAAUUGCAAUUCCAUGGUCAUUUCGGUCAACAGCAUUCGAACAACUUUGAUGGCCGGCCGAGUGGUUUGCUGGAGCAGGGAGUACCCAGUCCAAUUAGGCAGGCUGACUUUGCCGAACCGAAUCCAAUAUCCACUCAAAACAACGAACCCUUCGCGACUCACUCGGCCAACUAUUUACCGCCGCAGAAUCAGAAGUUGCCCGGUUUCAGCACUGUCCAAGGAUUUUCCUCGGCUCACGCAGCGGCACAGAAUAUUCCGAGCAACGAUCAAGGUCAAUCGGCUAAUUUCCAAAGUCAAAAUCUCGUUCAAUCGCAAGGACAAAUAUCGGACGCGGCUCUUUUCCUGACGCAGAAUGCUCAAGCUAUACAACAACUGUACGGUCAGCCUCCGAACGAGCAAGAUUUCGCUCCGGUUAACAGUGAUCAGUUCUUAGGUCACUCUAAUCAAGUUCACAAUGGUCAGUUUCAAAAUUUCGAAAGUACCUCGCAAAGUCCACAAAAUUUCCCAGGCCAGUUGCCCUCUUACGCGUCCGGAACACUGAGCGCCCAAGAGACCCUGGAACAGAUUCAGUCUCUCGAGAAGGACAGAUUGAUCGUUCAGCUGCAGCGAGCGCUCGCAAGCCAGGCUCAGAACGCGGACGCGUCUGGAAGGUACGCUGAAAAUCAUCCGAGCUUCGUUCAGAGUCAAGAUCUUCUGGCUUCCCUUGGACAGCGAAUGAAGAUUCACGGUUUAAACGCGCAACCGACUACCGUUACCUUCGGAUCCGGCAAUACAGCUUUCAAUCAAUCACCUUUUUUGCCAGGAACCACGAUCAGUCCCGGCUUUCCGCUUAGCUACGGGCUAUCGACCACCGCUCAACCCCCGACGACAACCACGCCGACAACUACGACGUCCCUGCAGCCCCCGCAGGCAACUAAAGGCGACGGAACUUCUCAGCCCGGCAGCAGCGUGCCCGCACCACCCUCUGCACCAACAGUUCCUGUCUACGGCGGUUUCGUGCCGACCUUAAUCACUGGUACCAGUUUCCUGUCAAACGUGCCGUCCUACGGGCCGACGUUCUUCGCUCCUGGUGCCGUCACACCUGUCCAACCGUCAGGCUCCUCGCCCACGCACUUUGGUCUACCCAUUCCUACGGACCACGGGCAGAAACCGACAGGAACCACCCCAACUUCCGCCUCACCCACGACACCCUCCACUCCUUCCACCAGCCGACCCGGUCUUCCUUCCUCUCCUCCAAUUAACACGGUGCCAGUUCCUCUGCAUCCAGUGGUGACUCCUCUUCAUCCAGUCGCACCCUUGCUUCCCCCCGUGACGCCGAGCCACUUGCACCCCGUCCACGCGCCGUCCACCGGCCAUCCAACCUACGGCCUGCAAACGCCGCUGAUUAAUCCGCUUCUCUACAAACCCAUCAAACCGGUCUAUCCGUUCUACUAUUACCAGAACCUCGCGUACCAGCCGCACAAACUCGCUUUACCGACUUACCCGUGGAGCUACGCGCCGACCUAUGCUCAAGCGAAACCGGCCCAAAUAUGGAAAUGA
Messenger RNA from Osmia bicornis bicornis, 2041 nucleotides. Its product is annotated as proteoglycan 4-like. The transcript has 2 exons. Lineage: Eukaryota; Metazoa; Arthropoda; Insecta; Hymenoptera; Megachilidae. Bases 134 to 2041 code for a protein of 635 amino acids. The record is from RefSeq and is a predicted model, not a curated record.